AUGCCAUUCGAAAGAUCCCAAGAAAAUGAACACGAGGAAGAGAGGAAACAAUUGCUACAAUCUCCAGCGUUAAAAUCGACCACGACCAUGAAACAAGUGGAACAUAUCAUUCCAAAUUCGCUCUAUUAUCAAACAGCAACGAUCAACCAUUCCGUCAAUGAUCAUGGAGAGGAUGAAAAACAAGAUGAAAAUUCACUCAUUCAUGAAGAUAGUUCAUCUUCCGAUGAUGAUGGAGAAUCAGAUCAACCAUUCUCUCUUUGGAGAUUCCUAAAAAAAGCAUUUGUUUGGUUUACUUCUAGUCAGUUAUUGGCUCAUUUACUGUUAUUGACCACAUUGUUUACGUUUGGAGGUUAUGUUGUGCUGAUACCGCAUGCUAUCUUGUUAAUGCAUCCAACCAUCUUUGCAUUAUUUAGGUCGUUGUUAAUUGUGAUAGGAUUGUUUCCUGCUGCAGUUUUUACAAAAUUUUCAUUUCGAAAAACAAAGACACUCAAUCGACAAGUGACAUUUGUGGAGAAUAUUUUAUUUUGUGGAAGUACAAACAGUAGAUAUCAGUCUAUCAAUGAUGACACGUUAGAACUUGCCAAGGAAAGCAAAUAUUCCACUCGAAACAUUGUGAAACGAGUGGUACGGUUCAUUCUUUCAAAAAUUCCAACUUGGAAACAAUUUAAAAAGAUUUUCUGGUUGGGCUUCUUUAUUAACAUGAAUCAAAUUUUGUUCUUCUUGGGAUUAAGAUGGACCAAUGCUACCAUUGCUGGUAUCAUGCAGCCCAUGGUGGCCAUUAUUACAUGCAUCCUGUCCAUUCUUUUGAAAAGAGAAGGAAGAUCUGUAUUGAAAAUUAUUGGAGUCAUUGUUGCAGUGUUGGGAGCUGUUGCCAUGUUAGUUGUUUCAACCGUCCUGAGUGAUAAGAAAGCUCCACCUCCUCCAGAUGAUGACAAUUCAGCCACUAGUGGAUUUGCAAGCUUUAUUGCAACAUUUUCAUUCACUAUUGGAAUGCUCUUUUUAUGUGUGAAUAUGUUCUUCUAUGCUCUGUAUUUAAUUAAUUUCAAAAAAGUGUUGCAAGAAGAGAAAUUCCCAGUAUUGACAUUGGCAUUUUGGACUUGGUUGAUUGGAAGUGUUGUGCCAUUGUUACCAGCUCUCUAUUUUUCAUUGGCUGAUUUUGGAUAUUCACCUUUGCAAGUCGCUUUGAGAAUGGACAAGAUGGCAUACGUUGGAUUGUUUUAUGGUGGACUUGUUCAUGGUGCCUUGUUUUUCGUGUUGAACUCCAAGGCCUCGAGCUUGACCACUCCUACCGUGAUUGGAGUCUAUUCCACAUUGAACCCUAUUGUGACAAGUGUCAUGGCCUUUUUGUUUUUGCACGAGAGAGUCUCGCCGUUCGUCAUUCCUGGUGCAGCCUUUAUAUUGUUUGGAGUAACAAUGGUUAUUAUUGCCAAAUGGAGAGAAGGAAGGGCUCAGCAAAAACAAGCAGCACCUCGUUCAUGUUACGAUUGGGUGGCCAGUUAUUGUGGUGUGAGUAGGGGAAGUACCACGAGUCGUCGAAAGAACGAAGUCUUGAUGGCUUUACAAGCUUAG
This is a messenger RNA of Naegleria lovaniensis, 1569 nucleotides long. RefSeq lists its product as uncharacterized. The record is from RefSeq and is a predicted model, not a curated record. The coding region runs from base 1 to 1569 and encodes 522 amino acids. The transcript is spliced from 2 exons. NCBI's taxonomy places the organism in Eukaryota, Heterolobosea, Eutetramitea, Acrasida, Naegleriidae. Gene Ontology annotation, cellular component: membrane.